AUGAGCGUUGAUGGCGGGGGUUUCAGUGGUGUCGUUCGGAUAUCGAACGUCAGUGACUUCAUCGCUCCGUCAAAGAGCUGUAUAAUCCCGCUGAAUGAAAAUACGCAAACUGUCGCUGUGGAGGAACCAUUGGUGUCAAUUGGUAGAAGAAAACGCGAGAAAGAAACUGAGCCCCACGACGUCAAGAAAAAGGCGAUAAAGGUUACGUUGAACGAUUGUUUGGCCUGCUCGGGUUGCAUUACCUCCGCGGAGACGGUUCUCAUUGAUGCUCAGUCAUUAGCGUCGUUGUUGUCGGGCAUCGAGAAGAGUACACUUGCGGUCAUUACCGUUUCGCCCCAAUCCGUCUGUUCAAUUGCAUCACAUCGUGGGCUAUCGACUGCAGAAGCGGCACGGCGGAUUGCGUCUUAUUUCUUUUCCAAGGGAGUUCGUUUUGUGCUCGACUCAUCAAUUGGCCGAAUUUUUGCGCUGGAGCGUGAAUGUGAGGAAGUUGAGAAUCGAUUGGGCAACGGGCCAGCCAUUCUCUCAUCGAUUUGUCCCGGUUUUGUUUGUUAUGCGGAAAAGUCACAGGGGGACCUCUUGGUGCCGUUGUUGAGCCAGGCAAGAUCGCCACAGGCUGUGAUGGGAGCCCUGGUGAAGAACUAUUUAUCACGCCGCAACAAUACAGCUCCAUCUGACAUUUUUCAUGCAACGGUGAUGCCAUGUUUCGACAAAAAGCUCGAGGCAUCUCGGAAUGAUUUUUUGUUGGAGGGGAAUGUGCAUGAGGUGGAUUGCGUCGUAAGUACAGGCGAACUCGACUCAGUAUUGGACGAAGUUGACAAGCUGUAUGAAAGCGUUGAGCCUGGAUGGUUAGGCGAUUUUGGCAGAGGGAAUUUGCUGGGUGGGCAGGGCGGUACGUCGGGUGGAUACGCUAGCGCUGUGGUCUCUUCUUUGAUGGAACGAAAUCCAAAUCUGCAGGCGGAGAGCAGCCAACCCCAGAAGAAUCUCGAAGUUACCCGGCUCACCGAAGAUGGAAAGAAACCGCUGGUGAUCGCGAAAGUGUACGGCUUCAAAAAUAUUCAGAAUAUGGUGCGAAAGUUGAAAACGCGUAAAUGUGAAUAUGAUUACGUAGAAGUGAUGGCUUGUCCGGGAGGCUGUGGCAACGGAGGCGGCCAAGUUCGGCAGGAAACUGACGCUGAGCGAGAAGCCGCACGCAUUCGGGUCGAGGAAAUGUACGGCUCGCUAAAGGCCGAUGGCUGCGCAACAGAACUCCGACAGUCAAUAGCAACCGAUUGGGGCUCAAUGGAUGAGCGAUGGAGGGAACGUCUCAACACCGAAUUCCGGCCAAUCGUCGCGAAAUCGUUGAACAUGGACUAC
Messenger RNA from Mesorhabditis spiculigera, 1353 nucleotides. The record is from the annotation of a GenBank genome assembly. Lineage: Eukaryota; Metazoa; Nematoda; Chromadorea; Rhabditida; Rhabditidae.